Messenger RNA from Ostrinia nubilalis (European corn borer), 3296 nucleotides. Its product is annotated as zinc finger protein 728-like. Bases 192 to 3296 code for a protein of 1034 amino acids. Gene Ontology annotation, cellular component: nucleus. NCBI's taxonomy places the organism in Eukaryota, Metazoa, Arthropoda, Insecta, Lepidoptera, Crambidae. The record is from RefSeq and is a predicted model, not a curated record. The transcript is spliced from 25 exons. Gene Ontology annotation, molecular function: DNA-binding transcription factor activity, RNA polymerase II-specific; RNA polymerase II transcription regulatory region sequence-specific DNA binding; zinc ion binding. Gene Ontology annotation, biological process: regulation of transcription by RNA polymerase II.
CAUGACAGCUUUUCUACCAAUCAAAGACUUCAAAGUUCUAUGCCAAUGCCAUAGCAUCAAGCUAGCCAAAAGCUGUCAGUUUGUGUAAAAUUGACAAUCUAUCCCGAUUUCUCGCUAUGAUUUUCGUGUAAAAUAAUGAUUAUUUAAAUUGAACUUAGCUUGUAAGGUAGCUUAAUUAAAUUAUAAUUAAAAUGUCUACGCUUAAGAUAUGUAGAAUAUGCCUGCGGACCGGUGCCAAGAUGUACAAGUUCGAUCGAUUCCAGUUGCUAUAUUUUUAUGAACAAGUUAUGUCUCUCAAAGUGAAUGAAAAAGAUGGGCUACCACAAUACUUCUGCUAUGAAUGUGCAUCACUGCUUCAGAAGUUUCAUGAGUUUAAAGAAAAGUGCUUCAGAGGGCUGAUCGCUUUGAAGAAAAUGCUGUGGAAAGGCCAGAUCACAUAUAAAGCAGUAGACAAUGUAGACAGAUUGUCUAUCAAACUACUGUCUCCGUACGAUGUUCUUACUGUCUCAAAACGAGUGAAAACAGUUUCAACCAUAGAGAAGCAAGAAAUAGACGAAAUCAAGGAUGAAGACGAUGAUGUAUCACAAAAAGAAGACAACACAGUCUCAGAUAGCGACAGAAGUUAUAGAGACGAGAUAGUAGAAGUUAAGAAGCGUAAAGUGAAGCGAAAAAAAAGCUUAACACCGGACUUUGAAAACGAUGAAGAACAUAUAAAAGAUCAUAAAGAAGAGAGUAAAAGUACUUUCUUUGAUGGUGAUAGUGACAAGGAAGAAGAAAAAGUUAAAAGCCAUAAAACUAAAUCGAAAAGCCGAAAAAGUUUAAUAGACAAAGAUAGAGAAAAGCCAUUAAGAGAUAGGGAAGCUAAACGUAAGAAGAAAUCGUUUUACGAAAGCGAUUUGGAGGAAGAUUUUACAACGGAAUGUAAAGUUAAGAGCCGAGAGAGUUCUGUGUCAGACUUUGGUGAUAUUACACUGAUAGAUAACGAACCUGCAAUAUACGUUGAAGAGAAGCCGAUGCAUAGUGACACAGAGCUGGAUAUAACAUUCGAAGAUGGCAGCAAACCGAGCAGCUCAACUACAAUAUUUGUGGAUGAGAAGAAAGAAAUUCCGCCUAAGAAAGAGUCAAAGGAAAAAGUUAAAGGUACAAAAGGUCCAAAGAAGACCAAAUGGAAUGCUAAGAAUAAGGUGUUGGAAUCAGGUAAUUGGAAGAAGUAUAGUUUGACGGAGCAGGAAGCCUUGGAGCAGUUCCGAGCAAAGGCAGUUGAUCCGAAAUAUAUUGCAGCUCCGUUCAAGUGUGCGGACUGUUUCAAGGGUUUCUCGAAGGAGGAGAUAUUGAAGAGGCACAGGCGUUUGCAUGAUGCAGCGAUCGGCAACUUCGAGUGUCGCUUCUGCCGCAUGCGGUUCAAGAUUGACUGCCGCUUGCGCAAGCACAUGCGCGCUCAUUAUACCAAGUACGAGUGUCUGCGGUGUAACCUCAUCUGCCCUAUCGAACUAACGGCAUUGCUUCACGAAGAACUGCACAACGGUGUUGUGAAGAAAUGUGAACAGUGCAACGAAGAGUUCAGACAUAGGUCAACAUACUACACGCACAUGCGCACACAUCGUAGCGAGCACGUUUGCACGCUAUGCGGCGCGUCGUUCGUCAGCCCGGCCGGCCUGCACCAGCACAAGAAGAAGAAGCACUUCGACAGCGAGCCUUGCACGCUAUGCGGCGCGUCGUUCGUCAGCCCGGCCGGCCUGCACCAGCACAAGAAGAAGAAGCACUUCGACAGCGAGCCUUGCACGCUAUGCGGCGCGUCGUUCGUCAGCCCGGCCGGCCUGCACCAGCACAAGAAGAAGAAGCACUUCGACAGCGAGCCUUGCACGCUAUGCGGCGCGUCGUUCGUCAGCCCGGCCGGCCUGCACCAGCACAAGAAGAAGAAGCACUUCGACAGCGAGCCUUGCACGCUAUGCGGCGCGUCGUUCGUCAGCCCGGCCGGCCUGCACCAGCACAAGAAGAAGAAGCACUUCGACAGCGAGCCUUGCACGCUAUGCGGCGCGUCGUUCGUCAGCCCGGCCGGCCUGCACCAGCACAAGAAGAAGAAGCACUUCGACAGCGAGCCUUGCACGCUAUGCGGCGCGUCGUUCGUCAGCCCGGCCGGCCUGCACCAGCACAAGAAGAAGAAGCACUUCGACAGCGAGCCUUGCACGCUAUGCGGCGCGUCGUUCGUCAGCCCGGCCGGCCUGCACCAGCACAAGAAGAAGAAGCACUUCGACAGCGAGCCUUGCACGCUAUGCGGCGCGUCGUUCGUCAGCCCGGCCGGCCUGCACCAGCACAAGAAGAAGAAGCACUUCGACAGCGAGCCUUGCACGCUAUGCGGCGCGUCGUUCGUCAGCCCGGCCGGCCUGCACCAGCACAAGAAGAAGAAGCACUUCGACAGCGAGCCUUGCACGCUAUGCGGCGCGUCGUUCGUCAGCCCGGCCGGCCUGCACCAGCACAAGAAGAAGAAGCACUUCGACAGCGAGCCUUGCACGCUAUGCGGCGCGUCGUUCGUCAGCCCGGCCGGCCUGCACCAGCACAAGAAGAAGAAGCACUUCGACAGCGAGCCUUGCACGCUAUGCGGCGCGUCGUUCGUCAGCCCGGCCGGCCUGCACCAGCACAAGAAGAAGAAGCACUUCGACAGCGAGCCUUGCACGCUAUGCGGCGCGUCGUUCGUCAGCCCGGCCGGCCUGCACCAGCACAAGAAGAAGAAGCACUUCGACAGCGAGCCUUGCACACUAUGCGGCGCGUCGUUCGUCAGCCCGGCCGGCCUGCACCAGCACAAGAAGAAGAAGCACUUCGACAGCGAGCCUUGCACGCUAUGCGGCGCGUCGUUCGUCAGCCCGGCCGGCCUGCACCAGCACAAGAAGAAGAAGCACUUCGACAGCGAGCCUUGCACGCUAUGCGGCGCGUCGUUCGUCAGCCCGGCCGGCCUGCACCAGCACAAGAAGAAGAAGCACUUCGACAGCGAGCCUUGCACGCUAUGCGGCGCGUCGUUCGUCAGCCCGGCCGGCCUGCACCAGCACAAGAAGAAGAAGCACUUCGACAGCGAGCCUUGCACGCUAUGCGGCGCGUCGUUCGUCAGCCCGGCCGGCCUGCACCAGCACAAGAAGAAGAAGCACUUCGACAGCGAGCCUUGCACGCUAUGCGGCGCGUCGUUCGUCAGCCCGGCCGGCCUGCACCAGCACAAGAAGAAGAAGCACUUCGACAGCGAGCCUGUGAGUAUAUGUGAUACGACACGACACUACACGACACGACACUACACGACACGACACUAG